AUGGCAGUUCACGAUGCUGAAAGCUUCGCUAGACGCGGCGAGCAACUCGAAAGCAUCACCAUUGCUUCACUUGCCCUGUCAUGGUUAAUGAUCGCUCUACGUGCCUACACGCGAGUGUUUAUGAUCUACACGAUAUAUUGUGCUUUUAUCCUUUACAUAGAAGCACACGGCGGUGGAACACACGUCACCAGUGUAGCUCAGCUGAGUGGUUUGACAAAACGAGCUGUUGGCAGCGAAGCGACCUACAUCGCAACGGUAAUGAUGCUCAAGAUCUCGGUCGGCAUCCUUUUCGCUCGAAUCGUAGUCCAGCGCUGGCAGCUUGUCGUCAUAUACACGACCGUCGCUAUCAGCUGCAUCUCGGCUUCGGCAUCCUUCUUCUAUUGCCUGUUCAGAUGCGGCCCUGAUCUUGACGAGUACGUUACGCGGCAAUUGAAUUCUCUGUGUACACCGAGAGUUUUAGAUCGCUUCUUCGCAUACCAACAUGCUGCUUUCGCUUUCUCGACUGAUUGCGUAUUCGUGUUGCUGCCGAUUCCUUUGCUUUGGAAUACGAACAUGAGUCGGAAAGCGAAAUUUUCCAUAGGAUUCAUUCUCUCUUUAGCUACACUUGGUUGCGUUUGUUCUGCCAUUCGGUUUCGAUAUGUGGACGGCUUGACUCAGAUCGAAGACUUCUUUUGGAAUGCCACUAAUAUAUCAAUCUGGUCGACGAUCGAGCCGGGAGUUGGGAUCAUGGCUGGCUGCAUGGCAACUCUGCGGCCCCUGAUGAAGUGC
Paraphaeosphaeria sporulosa is the source of this 768-nucleotide messenger RNA. RefSeq lists its product as uncharacterized. The annotation marks the transcript as partial. Lineage: Eukaryota; Fungi; Ascomycota; Dothideomycetes; Pleosporales; Didymosphaeriaceae. The record is from RefSeq and is a predicted model, not a curated record. The transcript has 5 exons.